AUGGCUCCGGAAAAGACGGACCCCGUGGCAAUCUUGGGGGCAGGCGCCUGGGGUCUCUCGACUGCUCUCCAUCUUCUCAACUCGGGACACACAAACAUCACAGUCUUCGACCAAGCAUCUCAGAUACCAUCGCCCUAUUCCGGUGCUUACGAUCUGAACAAGAUCGUUCGGGCUGAGUAUGAGGACGAAUUUUAUACCGAGUUAGCAUUGAAAGCCAUAAAUACGUGGAAGACUCCUCUAUGGGGUGGCAACUUUCACCAGGUGGGAUAUGUGGUUGCGACGACGGGUGCGGCGCCUGAGAAGGCUGUCAAGCAUCUGCAAAAGGCUCUUGGGUCGGUGAAAAACCAUCCAGUGUUCUCUGGUGGAAUUACACCUCUGUCGAAAUCUCGAGAUUUUAAGGACAUUUAUUGGCAAUUCACAGGCCCAUUGAAUGGAUUCCGAGGAUAUCAUAAUCGACUUGCUGGUUAUGCCCAUUCUUCAAACGCAAUGGUUGACAUUUAUCAACAUUUAGCCGGUCGGGGUGUUAAAUUCGUUUUGGGCCCCCUGGAAGGCAAGGCGGUGAAGCUUCUCUACAGUCGAGAUCACAACACACCUCGGAGUUGCACUGGGUUCCAGGCAGCCAGCGGAGAGAACCACAACGCCAGCUUAACAAUCGUCUGUCUAGGAGCAUGGGCUGCGAAACUCCUUCCAGAUAUUGGUUCCUAUGUCAAGGCGAAAUGUUGGUCUGUAGCCCAUAUUCAGCUUACCGAACGAGAAUGCGAUUAUCUCCGUGGUAUCCCAGUUCUCAAUGUCCGAGACUUGGGAUUCUUCUUCGAGCCUGAUCCAGCCACUCGACUUUUCAAGCUGUGUCCACUUGGGGCCGGAUACAUCAAUACCAACAAGAGCACCGGCAUUUCAUUACCUCCCGGAGAGUCUCUGCCAGCACCCAGGGACUACAUUCCUGCAAUAGACGAGAAGAAGCUACGCACGUUAUUACGGGAGACAUUGCCAUGGUUGGCGGAUCGACCAUUCGUAGAUAACAAGAUGUGUUGGUUCGCGGAUACCGAUGAUUCGGAAUACACGGUUGAUUUUGUCCCGAGCACGGAUAACUCGUUGAUCGUGCUAUCUGGGGAUUCCGGACAUGGGUUCAAGAUGAUGCCAAUCGUAGGAGAGUGGGUUGUCCAGCUCCUGAAAGAUGGAAAACAAAAUCUAUCCAGAUGGCAAUUUAGGCAAAACCUUGGCAAAGACGGCAGAGACUGGGGUGACCAGGUGAGCUGGAGGAUCGGGACAACUGGAGAGAUCGAUGAGCUCAUCGCGGAGAAGGAUCGCGUCGUGAAAGCGCGCUUGUGA
Exophiala bonariae is the source of this 1329-nucleotide messenger RNA. RefSeq lists its product as uncharacterized. Gene Ontology annotation, molecular function: sarcosine oxidase activity; flavin adenine dinucleotide binding; saccharopine oxidase activity. The transcript has 2 exons. The record is from RefSeq and is a predicted model, not a curated record. Bases 1 to 1329 code for a protein of 442 amino acids. Lineage: Eukaryota; Fungi; Ascomycota; Eurotiomycetes; Chaetothyriales; Herpotrichiellaceae.